GAUUUUUUUGCACAUCCCCACUUCGCCCUAAAAUUUUGCACAACUUCCUGUCGUCUUGACCCAAACAAAAAUUUAUAAAAAAGUUUUUCAAAAAACCGCACAAAAUGAUAGUUGAUAAGUUUUACAUUCUAAUCUGUUUUGUAUUUCUACCACACAGUGCUCUAACUACAUCCGACGAACAAGACUCAUUAAAAGCUAUAGUUCUUCCGCCUUGCAAAGCUUGCAAUGUUUUCAUAAAUUCUAUAUACAGUACAAGAGAAGGUAUUAAUUCCAAUGCAAACAUGGAUGAAAUCCUGACUGUGUAUGAUAAUAUUUGCCAAGAUGUUAAUCGUGGACAUAAUCAAUGUCUACAACAUCGAGAUACAAAUGCGAAUGAAUUAAAAAACCAUUUGGCCAAUGAGGACAUCGACUUAUUCACUCUGAUUUGUAUUUACAAGUUGGAAGUUUGUUGUCCUCCGAAUCAUUUUGGUCCAAAUUGUGAAGAAUGUCAGGAUUGUCAUAAGAAUGGCAAAUGCAAAGGAGCUGGCACUCGCAAAGGCAAUGGCAAAUGCGCCUGCAAUCCCGGUUACACGGGCGAAGAUUGCAGAGAGUGCGCAAAGUCAUUUUAUGUUGCUUUCAAAGACGAUUCGAAAUUAUUGUGUUCUCAUUGCCAUGAUGCUUGUGGUCAAGAUGAGUGCACCUCUGCAGGUCCCAAAGGUUGCCGUUCAUGCAAACCAGGGUGGCAAAUGGAUCCCACCAAUGGCUGCAGUGACAUUAACGAAUGUCUUGUGAAGAAAAACAUUUGCACAGGCAAACAGUUCUGUGUGAACAAUGACGGCUCCUAUAGUUGCUUGGAGUGCGACAGAUCCUGUCUGGGUUGCGAAGGAGACGGUCCAGAUAUGUGCAAGGGAUGUGCCGAAGGGUACACCCUCAUCGAGGGAAAAUGCACAGACAAUACGGUGGAAGAGCGUGAGCAAUAUGUCAAUAUGACGAGAUUCUUGACUUAUCUGGGAUUGUGCAUAGCAACUUGUGUGAUAUUCCAAAGUUCUACAACAAAAGCCUAUAUGGUUGGUGCAGCUGUGGCAACUUAUAUAGCUGCCUCGGAGUAUUGGCUGAGUACAACCCCUCCACCAGCUGACAUAAAGUCGCAGUUGACUAGCAAGAAUCUCGAAGAUAUGAUUAUGAAUAUGUUGUAAACAAAAUAAAGAGUUUUACUUGUAGAACA
Episyrphus balteatus (marmalade hoverfly) is the source of this 1204-nucleotide messenger RNA. RefSeq names its product cysteine-rich with EGF-like domain protein 2 (gene Creld). Gene Ontology annotation, molecular function: calcium ion binding. The coding region runs from base 105 to 1175 and encodes 356 amino acids. The transcript has a single exon. The record is from RefSeq and is a predicted model, not a curated record. Lineage: Eukaryota; Metazoa; Arthropoda; Insecta; Diptera; Syrphidae.